Messenger RNA from Ananas comosus (pineapple), 1606 nucleotides. RefSeq names its product aspartyl protease family protein At5g10770-like. The coding region runs from base 127 to 1521 and encodes 464 amino acids. Gene Ontology annotation, biological process: proteolysis. NCBI's taxonomy places the organism in Eukaryota, Viridiplantae, Streptophyta, Magnoliopsida, Poales, Bromeliaceae. The record is from RefSeq and is a predicted model, not a curated record. The transcript has 2 exons. Gene Ontology annotation, molecular function: aspartic-type endopeptidase activity.
UACAACGUACGGAUUAAUACUGAGAGGAUCAACCAUCCUAUAUAAGCAUAUAUACGCCCCUUAAGCCUCCUCGCUACCACACAUACGCCUCAAGUUUGUUAUUCAUAAAUAAGUUCCUUUUCCAACAUGGCUCUUUUCUCGGAUAGUAUUUUUAAUUGUUGUGUUCUUCUUUUGUUAUGUACUCUUUCUUGCUGUUUAUGUGUAUUUGGUGUAAAAUUAGAUGCUGAAUAUGUGGUCAAAAUGCGAUCGUUGCAGCCUAGCGCAGUUUGUUCCUCGUCUAAAGAUUCAAAUCUGUCGAGGCUGACGGUCGUCCAUCGGUAUGGACCGUGCUCACCGCUCCAGAUGGAGGAAAAACUGUCGCACGAGCAAAUCAUUGACAAUGACCGAGCUCGAGUCGACUCGCUCCACCAUCGUCUUUCUACCGCAUCCAAUGUCGCGGGCAAAGGUGGCUUGCUGGACGUGUCGAUCCCUGCCCACACCGGCAACUUACUUAGUACCGGCAACUACAUCGUGAAUGUGGGCAUCGGAACUCCUAAACAGGACUUCUCCGUUGUCUUCGACACCGGCAGCGACAUCUCCUGGAUCCAAUGCAACCCCUGCAACCAUUGUUACCCACAAAAGGACCCGCUCUUCGACCCAGCCAAAUCAUCCACAUACAGCAGCAUCAGCUGCAGCUCGGAUGAGUGCACGCAACUUGACUCGCACAGCUGCUCUGCCUACGGGAAGUGCCGCUACGAUGUCAAAUACAGUGACAACUCCACGUCCACGGGGAACUUCGGCAGCGACACGCUGACUCUGAGUCCCUCCGACUUGCUGCCAAACUUUAUGUUUGGUUGCAGUGACAGCAGCAGCGGAGUCAUUGGUCGGACCGCCGGUCUGAUCGGUUUAGGCCGCGAGAAGUCCUCGCUGAUUUCACAGGCGUCGCAAAAGUACGGUGCGGUCUUCUCCUACUGCCUCCCGUCACUCUCGAGCUCAACAGGCUACCUGUCGAUUGGCAGCGGCGGCCCGUUACCGCCGAACGUACAAUACACCCCAAUGAUAAGCUACGCAAGCGAUUCAUCAUCGUACUACGUAAAACUGGUGGCGAUCAAAGUCGGAGGCAUGAAACUAGAUAUAAGCCAGACGGUGUUGUCGGCGGCCGGGACGGUGAUGGACUCCGGGACGGUGAUCACCAGACUGCCGCAGGCCGCGUACUCUGCGAUGCGCGCCGUGUUCCGCCAGCACAUGACGAACUAUACAGCGGCGCCGGCACUGUCGAUACUGGACACGUGUUACGACGUGAGCGGGCGCGGGAAGAUAAAGGUGCCGGCGGUGGCGCUGGUGUUCGACGGCGGGGCGAGCCUAAAUUUGGGGUUCGACGGGAUAAUUUACGGCGGCCCAUCGCAGGCUUGUUUAGCAUUUGCAGGCAACACGAAAGCCGACGAAGUGAGCAUCAUCGGAAACACGCAGCAGAGGAAGUUCACCGUCGUGUAUGAUAUCUCCAAUCAAAGGAUUGGGUUCGGUGCCCACGGCUGUAGCUGAUUAAUUUGGGAAAAGAAAAAAAAAAAAACAAAGAAGAAUUGCACGGAUCGAAAAUCACCUCUCCUUACGUUCUACUGCUACAAAA